This is a messenger RNA of Dicrocoelium dendriticum, 405 nucleotides long. The record is from the annotation of a GenBank genome assembly. Lineage: Eukaryota; Metazoa; Platyhelminthes; Trematoda; Plagiorchiida; Dicrocoeliidae.
AUGGAAGAACCAUCACCGUCCACCUACGCUUUUUGCAAACCUACAGCGCAAACGCUGGUAUCGGUAUGCACUGCGUUGCCCGACAUGCUACAGCGUUGCCGUAGCUGUGUGCGAUAUCGGACAGAUAUGGUGGUCACUAAGCUUCGAAACUUAAUCCGUAUGAGGUCGCUACAGUCUGGAGGAAACUCAGUGCAGCGCAGUUUCAAGGGUGACUUAAGUUUCGACGCUAAACGACAGACAUCCUGGUUAACGUCGCCAGGGACAACCGUGAUCGUGGAUGGUAUGGCACUCGCAGAGGAAUUACCCGAUAUGGCUUCCGAGGACACCAACGACACUGCUAUCAGUUGCCUCGGAGAUUGGCCGGGAGGAAGUGGACAUCAGGCGUGCAACGUUGCCGCCGUUUAA